UUGUUUUUUGGUUUGCUGAUUAAUAAAAACAUUGAUGUAUUUGUUAAACCACUUUAAUGUUUAGAAGUAAGACAAAAUGUUUACGGCUUUAUAUUUGACUAUAGUUAUAAACUCUGCAGUUUAUUGCACUUCCACGAACACAGUAAAAUAUAGCAAUGCAUCGCAGAAAAUCUUUAAUUAUGCUACGUAUGGCUAUAAUGAUAUUAUUCACAUUAAAGUGAAUAAUUAUACAACUCAAAUACUUGAUUUCUAUGAGGAGACCGAGUUGUGGUCGGGAUAUCCAACGAGAGUUCAUGUUGGCACCAACGACACCAUCAGCGCUGACAAUCCAUUGUUCGUGACCGCUGCCCAGCAAAAAAGUAUAUCGUCAUGGGAGCUACCACUGACAAUCAACACGAAUCACGGGAGGCUCCAAUUCGACGAUAUGGCAAGGACUUUGUGCCCGCACGAUGCUGGCCCCAAUAUAACGUCACAAACUCGUCCCACUGUCACGCUUGCGACCACCAGCGGCUACGACAUUGACGUAAGGAUCAAACUGAGACGAGUCGAGGACUUCUAUCUGGAGAUCAAUAAGGAGGUGGAGCUGGUCAAGGUAACCCCAAGUACACCCAAGUACUACUAUUUCUCGUUCGACAAAGACGCUUCAAAUUUGACAAGAAAACUGAUGCUACCCAGCUUUAACUACACUAUACCAAAGAGCGUGCUGCUGGUCAUCGAUUCUGACGACGACGUGUGUGCUGUUGUCUCUGUACAAAAUAACUCGUGUCCAGUGUUUGACAAUGAGAAAGAUAUCCUGAACCAGGGUUAUCACUUCACGGUGACCACAAAGGGUGGUAUGACGAUAACACAAUCUAUGUUCCCGAACGGUUUCUACGUGGUGUUCAUCGUGAAGGAGAGUGACGAGGAGUGCUCCGGUGUCGGUGAUAAUGAACACGGCUCUCAGUUCUUCACCACCAACGGACGAGCUAAAAACUUCAGAUUCAGUAUCGUACCGGCGGCGACCACGAGUGACUUCAUAGCGGGCGCACUUGCGUCCUUGACGCUUAUUAUAUUGGUGGCAAUCCUAGCGCCGCUGGGCAACAAACUCACUUGCGGACGAAACGACUCUUACCUGGUCGAAGAGCUGGUUGUACCAUCAACGUCCAGUAGUAACGUGGAAUCAGAACCCAUCAUGCAAGGAGACGAUGAGUUGGAUGAAGAGGUGCGGUCGUUGCCGAUGCCCUUGAAUCUCGCUGGACUCAGCCGAGCCAAGCCCACGGCGCACUACAGGCGAUCUAACAGAUAUUUCUUGAGUGUGCUAACAGUUGCCGUGGUAUACGCCUUGCCUGUGGUGCAGCUUCUCUCCACUUACCAAAAGAUGGUGUUCCAAACCGGGGACCAGGAUGUGUGCUACUAUAACUUCCUGUGCGCUCAGCCGCUGGGUCCGCUCGCCGACUUCAACCACGUGUACUCCAACAUCGGUUACGUCAUCUUGGGCUUAGUUUUCAUGGUGCAGGCCAAGUGUAGACAUCGUAGACACAGUGAUCAACACGAGUUGGGCAUACCGCAGCACGUGGGGUUCUUCUACUCCAUGGGUCUUGCGCUCGCCAUGGAGGGUUUGCUAUCGGCCUGCUAUCAUCUGUGCCCCAAUAAAAUGAACUUUCAAUUCGACUCGUCGUUCAUGUACGUGAUUGCUGUACUGUUUGUGGUGAAACUUUACCAGUCGCGGCACCCCGACGUGAACGCCAGCGCUCACGCCACCUUUAUGCUAUUGGCUAUGAUGAUGGCUCUUGGUUUCUUCGGUAUUAUGUAUCCUAGUGUAUACUUCUGGAUUUUGUUCACGGUGCUCCAUCUGUCUGUCUGUUUUGUGUUCACCUUUAAGAUAUAUUACGUUGGAAGAUUUAAAGUGGAGCGUGCCGUAAUACCGCAAGCGUGGUCGGCGGUCAGAGUGCACGGAUGGCGUGCAUUUAAGCCGAACUACACGGCACGAGCAGCACUACUCGGUGUUGCCAACUGCGCGAAUAUCGCUCUCGCCUCCUACGGUAUGUACGAGCACAAGAAGGACUUUGCUCGUCACCUGCUCGCCAUCCUCAUGGGGAACGCCAUUAUCUACAAUGUGAGCUACGUGGUCAUGAAGUUGGUGCAUCGAGAGCGAGUGGGGGGCGCUGCCUGGAUGUGGGUGGGACUAGCUCACGCCGCCUGGGGGCUUGCUGCGGUGUUGUUCACUACAUCGAGGACCAAGUGGUCGCAAACUCCUGCGCAAUCGCGGCAACACAAUGCCGUGUGCGACGCAAUGGGCGUGUUUGACACUCACGACCUUUGGCACUUGGCGUCCGCGGCGGCCAUGUUUUUUUCGUUUAACGCGCUCUUGAUCAUCGACGAACCCUUACACAGAACGCCGAGACAUCUCAUUCCAGUGUUCUAAUAUUAAGAAUUUAUCUACGUUCUUUGUGAAAUUAGAUCUUUAUUUUACUGUUAUUGUAGAACAAUUUAUUACCAUGUACUGAGUUAUAUAUUGUUUGUAACUUUCAUAAUAUUAUCUAUUUUGUAAGGCUAAGCGCACACUACGAAUUCCUACGCGUAUAACGAAAUAUUAUGUGCCGCCUGCGAAAUAUUGGAUGCCUAAAGACCGUAUCAGUCGUGCUGGGAUUUACAAAAGAAUGUGUAGAAAUUGUAGUGGAAAAUACGUAAUAUAAGAUUUUAAAUCGCAAACGAAUUAUUUUCGCGGUUCGCCGAUUUAAGUGUAUUUCUGUUGUUCACAGAGUAACGUUAAUUUUUCGCAACGUUUUUUUAUCGUAGUGUGCGCUUAGCCUAAGAAUUAUAUGAAACUGAAUAUUUAAAGCAUAAUGUAAUGUCGAAGAGGUGUAUUUUUUCUUAUUUUUUUUUUGAGGAAAAAGUGACAAGACUAUGUUCACAUGAUUGUAAGAUUUACGCCACGCCCAUUAAAAAAUCUGAGUGGUACCGCAAUUGCGCUCGUCACUAUAAAAUCAAAUCAAAAUCACUUAGGCCAAGGAAAUGAGGCUUAUGAAUGUCAAGUUGUCUUUUCUUUUUACAAUUACCGCUACUUCGGAAAAGGUUGUGCUUUAAUGAGAAGAAGUGGCAAGAAAGUCAUUGCCACUUUUUUAAAUCAACAUUUACAGCUUAUAAACGUAAAGUGAUGCAACAAAAAUACUCAAACGUCAUACACUCAUUGCCUUACACGAGUAAGUCAAAAAAGUAAAUGUAAAUUCAUACAAAAGUUAUUGAGUACAGUAGCUGCAUCAUCCACAUACACCAUAAAUAAAUGAGAUAAUAUUUAAAAUGCGAUUUGGCUUUAACAGGAAUCGCGUAACUGUUUAAAUAUUAAUUAUAAAUGAAAUAUAAUUAACGAUCAUAUUAUAUUAGAUAAUAAUUGUAAAAAUUAUAACCAUGUCUUUUUAAUUACAAUGCAAAUGCAUCAUACUCUUACAUAGAAUUGUUAAUAGUUGAUAGUGAUAAUUGUUUAUGUGAAUAAACUUUUUAAUAAAAGUAAUGGAUGACU
Leptidea sinapis is the source of this 3499-nucleotide messenger RNA. RefSeq names its product SID1 transmembrane family member 1-like (gene Sir-1). Lineage: Eukaryota; Metazoa; Arthropoda; Insecta; Lepidoptera; Pieridae. Gene Ontology annotation, cellular component: membrane. The transcript has 20 exons. The coding region runs from base 77 to 2404 and encodes 775 amino acids. The record is from RefSeq and is a predicted model, not a curated record.